UGCCGCGCGAUUUCAACAGCGAACGCAGCUUCUCCUCGGACGGUCAUCAUGAAAAUCACGAUCAAGACGUUGCAGCAGAAGGUGUUCCAGGUCGAUGCUGAGCCGUCGGAGACGGUCGGAGACCUGAAGAAGAAGGUCUUAGAGAGCCAGGGCCACUCUGUCGAGAGCCAGAAACUCAUUUAUUCAGGGAAGGUAUUGCCGGAUUCAAAGACGAUUGAAUCAUGUGAAAUCAAGGAGAAGGAUUUCUUGGUGCUCAUGGUCGCAAAGCCGAAACCCACGCCCGCAGCUACCUCGUCAACAAGUACAUCUACCUCUUCUACUCCCGCCCCCGCCCCCGCUCCUGCUGCUGCACCUGCCCCUGCUGCCCAGCCUGCUGCCCCCGUCGCGGCACCAGCGGCGCCGUCACCCGCACCCGCUGCCUCCGCGCCCUCCCAGCCCGCCGCGGCCCCCGCCUUCGGCGAUGCGAGCUCUUUCCUGACGGGAGAGGCCCUCCAGAGCAGUAUCAACAACAUGAUCGAGAUGGGCUUCGAGCGUGAACAGGUGAUGCGCGCCAUGCGCGCAAGCUUCAACAACCCAGAUCGUGCCGUGGAGUAUCUCAUGACUGGUAUCCCCUCUCAUCUUGAGGAGCGGGCGGCGUCUGAACAACCUGCUGGUGGUGCUGCACCGCGCGCGGCCGCGCCGGCUGCUGGUGCUGGUGCGGCUCCGGCUGCCCAGCCUGCUCCAGCGGCAGCGAACACUGGACCUCAAAAUCUGUUCCAGCUCGCCCAGCAGCAGCAACAGCAGCUGCAGCAAGGUGGCGGCGCCGGAGCCGGUGCAGGUGGGGCGGGUCAAAUCUUCGACCUCGCGGCCCUCCGGGACCUGCCCCAGGUCGCCCAACUGCGCGAGCUGGUCGCGCAGAACCCGGCGUUGCUCCAGCCGCUCCUGCAGCAGCUGGCCGAGGCGAACCCGCAGCUCGCGCAGAUACUCGCGAGCAAUCCCGAGGCGCUGUAUCAGCUGCUUGGUGCAGGUGACGGUGAGGGCGGCGAAGGCGGUCCCGCCACGCAUGUCGUGCAGGUGACGGAGGAGGAGCGCGCUGCUAUUGAGCGGCUCGAGGCGCUGGGUUUCCCAAGGCACAUCGUGCUUGAGGCGUAUUUCGCUUGCGACAAGAACGAGGAGCUCGCUGCCAAUUAUUUGUUCGAGAAUGGGAAUGAAGAUUAAAUGGUGAUGCCAAAAGGUCAAUUGUAGAAGUAGGAGCGACUUGUAGCUAUUUUCCUUCUUGCAGUUUCCCCUUUCUGCUUCUUCGACUGUGAUAUUCUGGAGUACUCUUCCGUUCUGUUCUGGUCAUGUAGCUACUCGUAUUUGCCUGUGCAUGCAGCGCCGCGUAUUCAAAUAAUAGCCGAGGCGGUA
Messenger RNA from Gloeophyllum trabeum ATCC 11539, 1386 nucleotides. Its product is annotated as UV excision repair protein Rad23. Gene Ontology annotation, biological process: nucleotide-excision repair; proteasome-mediated ubiquitin-dependent protein catabolic process. The record is from RefSeq and is a predicted model, not a curated record. The transcript has 7 exons. Bases 49 to 1197 code for a protein of 382 amino acids. Gene Ontology annotation, cellular component: nucleoplasm; cytosol. NCBI's taxonomy places the organism in Eukaryota, Fungi, Basidiomycota, Agaricomycetes, Gloeophyllales, Gloeophyllaceae. Gene Ontology annotation, molecular function: proteasome binding; polyubiquitin modification-dependent protein binding; ubiquitin binding.